AUAAUCCAAUCAGAAAAGGAAAAAAAAUAUAUUAUAAUUAAAACAAGAAAAUGUCCCAAAAUAAUUCAUUUAAUAGCGAUGACUGGGAAAGUGAAUUUGAUGAAUUAUCUCGACCUAUUCCUGAUCAAGUUUUGAGUGUGUAUGAAGUGUACGUAAAAGGAGACAGUCCGCAAGAUGAAAGGAGUAAUAUCUCUAAUAUGUCUGGCGUUUCUAGUGGAAGUGAUCAAUCAUUGGUUCAGGAAUUUGAUUCAACGGAUGGAAUUGAUACCAAUGUCAUUAAAAUUUUUGGAAAGAAAAUAGAUCCGCAAUUGACCAGAAACAAAAUACAAUCAGAAGAGAAUAAUGAGUCGGUUCCCUUGUCGGAAAUUUCAUCAAAUGAUUCAACUUCUACACGUCUGAUUGAUAAGGAUGAUCCACGAUCACGACUUCAUUUUGUAAAAUAUCUUAAACGUGACGGAAAGACUUUAAAAAUAUGGGAGUGCGGUAUCUGUACUAAAGAAUUUCGACACCAGUAUACAUUGAUGAGACACUUGCCGACACAUACAGAUGAACGUAAUUUUAAGUGCGAAGCUUGCGGUAAAGCUUUUCGUCAACUUUCGACUCUGAGUCAACACAAAGCUAUUCACAGUGACGCAAGACCUUAUGUGUGUGAAUUUUGUAAAAAAACUUUCAACAGAGUUUCAACAUUGAUAUCCCACAGAAAAACUCAUUCUGAGAAUAAGCCUCACAAGUGUAAUGUUUGCGGCAAGGGAUUUCAUCAAAAAGGUAACUUGAGAAAUCACAUAUUUACACACACAAAUGAACGUCCCUAUAAAUGUGAUCUCUGCAACAAAGGCUUCAACCAAAUGUCCAAUCUCGUUUGUCAUAAAGUCAAGUCACAUGCUCAUGUAGAAAAAAUGCAAUACUCAUGUGGUAUUUGUGGCAAAGAAUUCCCAAGACGAUUCGCUUUGCGUUCACAUGAAGAAGCUAAUCACGGAAUUAAGUAUCGAAAUUCAUCGUCUUCUCAAUCACGUGUCAAUCAAUCAAAAAAAAAUAUACGGAUCGUUGAAUUGCCUAAUGCUAAUGCUAAUGAUAUUGAUAAUGACAAUAAUACUAGCAAUAGCAAUAGCAAUGACAAUGAUAAUGACAGUUUGCUUGAUAGUGAUGAUAGAGUUAAUAAAAAAGUUAAAGACAUUACUGGAGACGCGAUGGGAAUAGAUAAUAUUUUGGUUGAUAAAAUAGAUACUAAAGCUAUGGAAAGUACUAUUGUACAAGGACAAAUACCUUUUGCUUUGUAUAAACCGUCUGAAGGAAUUCCCGUUCUUGUUAAAGUUACUCAAGCUGGACUUAAUCAUCAUAUGCUAAUACCAGCAAGUCCUGAAGAUUUACGAGUAAGUGGUAAAAUAAGUCCAUCAUUGAAUUUAGAACUUGAUAAUAAAUCUGUGCAAGUUAAAGUCCCAGUGGUCGCAACAGUGACACAAGUUAUUGAUGAUCAAGGAAACUCGACAUUUAAAGUAGAACCGCCUUCAGAUUGUGAUCAAGAUCCAGAUGAAAUAUGUUCAACGGAUAAUUUAUUAGCGCGAUUGGAUUCACAAUUAAAUAAAAAUUUAGUUGGAGAAUAUGAGCAAUACAGUGAACCAAGUCGCAGUAGCUCAAUAAAUGAUUGCAAUGAAUUACUUGAACUUGCAGCCCAAGGUGGUAUUCAAUUUGUCCGGGCGACCGAGGACGGUCGUUAUGAAGUUAUGAGCAACACCGAGGCACGCGAUCUAAUGGAACAGAAUUCGCACGACGUAACGAUACUUGAUGGUGCUGAGGCUGAAGCUAUUAACAUAUUUAAUGCACGAAAUAACAUUACCGAUGAUGAUCAGAUGAUUGUUGAUGAUCAUAACGAUAAUCAGAUAAUGGUUUUGGAUGCUGGUACCACACAAAAACAUAUUUUAACUGAUGAUAUUGAGAUACAUGAUGACAAGAACAUUAGAAUACUUAAAUCAAAGGGUUUUGAUGAACGUUUUGUUACCGAUAUGCCUUAUUUUUCGGGUAAUAAAUUAAAUGAUUUUAUUGUUAGUAACAAAUCCAUGGGAUUUGACUCGGGAAUUUCAAUGAUAAACACCGACGACGAUUUGAUGGCUCCCCAUCAAGAUUUAUCAAAUAUAUUAGAGCACAGUGAUAUGUCAAUCCCAAUAAAUUCACAGCCCAUGUUGCCCCUAUUGGCAAAUAAAAAUGAUUCAAUGUCAAUAUUUGAAACCCUGUCGUAUUUAAAAACUGCUCGUGGAAUUACAGAUGACUACAGUACUCUAAAUGUCGAUGGUACAUGUAUGGAUAAUUCAAUAGACAAUUAUGACGAUAAGUUUGAUUUCAAUGAUACGAGUCUUUUGUCAAUGGCCCAAGAUAUGAAAUUAUUUAACGGACGAAUUAAUCAACCAACAAAAGUUGUUUUGCCAAGUUUUACAGAAAUGAAACUUCUUGGAUCAAAGUAUCAAGAGUUUGAGGCUGCUACGCAGUUACACGAUAUAAAGAUAUUUGGAGGUUAUGAUCAGUACUUGAGGCCUGUCAAUGGCUAUCAUCCUAUUGAUCAUACCAUCAAUAACAUAAAUACCAUAAAUAACAUCCCUUCUGUUAAUUCGGUUAAUCCUAUUCUGCCAACGGCAACAAUACACGAGUCAAUAGAUAUGCGCAAAGAUAUUAAAGUAUACCAGAACCAAGAUGCUUGUUAUGGAAACAAGUUAUUGGAUGAUUUACAAGAAGAAAUUUUUAUAAAGGUAGAAAAUGAAAUAGUCCCAGUAAGUUCUUUAUGGGACGAAUAUGAGAUCGAUAUAAAUAAUUAUUCUUACUCUCAUACAACUGAUUUAUUUUAUCCAGCCAGUACUUCUUUCUGCGAUUCCGAGUAUCUCAAUUUCAAGGCACGGAACGUUGAGAGUCCUAACAGCCAAACAAACAAAGUAUUUACCCUCGAUAGUCUACCAGACCUAAAUUGA
Messenger RNA from Microplitis demolitor, 2954 nucleotides. RefSeq lists its product as uncharacterized. Bases 51 to 2954 code for a protein of 967 amino acids. NCBI's taxonomy places the organism in Eukaryota, Metazoa, Arthropoda, Insecta, Hymenoptera, Braconidae. Gene Ontology annotation, cellular component: nucleus. The record is from RefSeq and is a predicted model, not a curated record. The transcript has 12 exons.